AUGCAACAUGGAACGAACAAAAUAGCUUUGGCAAAUUCAUCGUCAAAUCCGAUAAUAAAUUCGAGCGUAAGUGUAGACGCAAAUGAAAACUCCGGACAGAAACAGUUUAGAACGGAACCGAAGGUUAGAGCUUGCUUCAAUUGCGGUGAGGCGGGACAUUUUUCGCGCGAAUGUUCAAAGCCACAACGUAGACAACGGUGUAACAAUUGCGGAAGAGUUCACCCAAAAGGUCAGAGUACGCACUGUGGGGAGUCAAGUGUGCGUCGAAUUGAACGCACCAAAGAAUCGAUCAGAGAAGUAUACAUAAAUGGUAGACAAUGUACAGCACUACUUGAUACAGGUAGCCAGUGCAGUCUUAUACGGAAAACAGUAUCGAGAAAUAUUAAUGGUCUGUCACAUCGUAGUUAUGAUAACGAUCAACAGCGUAACUCGGGUCGUCAAGAACAUUACAACUACGAUGGGCAGCAACAGCAAAAUGAUGAGACACGUCAACGUAAACACCGUCGACGACGUCAACGUCAAAACGGUCAGCAACGUCAACGUAAAAACGGUCAGCAAUCACAUAACGAUAACGGUCAGCAACAGCACGAUAACGAUAAUCAGCAACAAAUAAAGUCACAAUGUGGUCUGCAGCAAUGUGGCGAUGGUCUGUCACAUCGUAGUUAUGAUAACGAUCAACAGCGUAACUCGGGUCGUCAAGAACAUCACAACUACGAUGGGCAACAACAGCCAAAUGAUGAGACACGUCAACGUAAACACCGUCGACGACGUCAACGUCAAAACGGUCAGCAACGUCAACGUAAAAACGGUCAGCAACGUCAACGUCAAAACGAUCAGCAACGUCAACGUCAAAACGAUCAGCAACGUCAACGUAAAAACGGUCAGCAACGUCAACGUAAAAACGGUCAGCAAUCACAUAACGAUAACGGUCGGCAACAGCAUGAAAGCGAUGGUUAUAAAAUACAUAACGGUCGGCUGUAUCGUAUGGUUGAUGAUAAGCUUUUAUGGGUCAUGGGCACUACACCCUACCCCUUUAGAAAAGUGUAA
This is a messenger RNA of Teleopsis dalmanni, 1047 nucleotides long. Its product is annotated as probable serine/threonine-protein kinase irlF. The record is from RefSeq and is a predicted model, not a curated record. Gene Ontology annotation, molecular function: aspartic-type endopeptidase activity; nucleic acid binding; zinc ion binding. Gene Ontology annotation, biological process: proteolysis. The coding region runs from base 1 to 1047 and encodes 348 amino acids. NCBI's taxonomy places the organism in Eukaryota, Metazoa, Arthropoda, Insecta, Diptera, Diopsidae. The transcript has 2 exons.